UCCUCCCUGCAUUUCUGCUCGGAAUGUAACAACCUCCUAUACCCGAAAGCGGACCAGCAGCGCCGUAUAAUGGUCUACGCCUGCCGUAUCUGCCCUUACGACGAGAUUGGCGAGAACAAGUGUGUAUACAGGAACGAUUUGCUGACCGUGACCAAGGAGCAGAUGGGUGUAGUGACAGACUUGAUGAAUGACCCGACGCUGGCGCAUGCCGAUAUGCCGUGUCCAAAAUGCGGAAAUGAGGAUGCCGUAUAUUUCCAAGACCAGUCGAAGCGGAAGGAGACGCGCAUGAUACUGUUUUACGUGUGCACACGGUGUAACCACUCGUUUACGGAUCCGUCUGUCACUCGACAAGAUCAAGAGUAGUGCAGGUGGGCCAUGGGUUGGGGGACUUGUGGUCCUUACAUGCGAGCCCCGAGAGAGGAUGGGUCUUUUAGCCCGGCAUUAUCGCUGUUCAUGUAUCAUAGUCAAUCCUCUGAGUAUAUCACCUCACUGCUAAUACAUUUCUGGAGUGCGGCUCUC
Messenger RNA from Postia placenta MAD-698-R-SB12, 519 nucleotides. RefSeq lists its product as hypothetical. NCBI's taxonomy places the organism in Eukaryota, Fungi, Basidiomycota, Agaricomycetes, Polyporales, Adustoporiaceae. The annotation marks the transcript as partial. The record is from RefSeq and is a predicted model, not a curated record. Gene Ontology annotation, biological process: maintenance of transcriptional fidelity during transcription elongation by RNA polymerase II; transcription-coupled nucleotide-excision repair; transcription initiation at RNA polymerase II promoter. Gene Ontology annotation, molecular function: zinc ion binding; DNA-directed RNA polymerase activity; nucleic acid binding. Gene Ontology annotation, cellular component: RNA polymerase II, core complex. The transcript has 4 exons.